GUAGCAACAGGCAGCGCAUAGCAACGGUGCUGGACAGAUGGCUCUGCUGACGCGGAUUUCAUUCAGUCACAUGUGUCCUGCGCGUUUCUGUGUCCCGCUGCAUGUUAGAUAAUUACAAUUAAAACCAUUUAGCUUUAGCCACAUCGUUUAAUAUCAAGUUAGCUGCCGCGUGCGACCGUCGUCUGCUGUCAGAGCUGCAGGGAGCUAGCUAGCGGAGCUACACUCUGUCAGAAGAUGUCUGGUCAAGAGUCACAUCGGGAUGAAGAUGAGGAUUUCUACAUGAAGUGCAGAGCCUCGUACCUCGCGGUGUUCAGGUCCAGUUUGUCAAACAUCACGUCCAAGCAGCUGUUAUGUCGCGUUCUCCAGCAAGCAGGAAGAAAUCCGUCCCUCGCCACUCUCAGUAAAUACUGGACCCCAAGAACGUCUAAACUGAACUUUGAUGACUUCUGUGAGAUUCUCAAAUGUGAGAAGAAAACUGAGGAAACUGAGUUGAUGAGAGCGUUCAAAAAGAUGGAUGUUAACAGCGAUGGCUACAUCACACACAGUGAACUGGAAAAGGCCCUUACCACUAGAGGAGAGAAAAUGACGACUGAGGAAGUGAAAACCAUUUUCACAUUAGCUGACAUCAACAAGGACGGCAAACUAAACUAUGAAGAAUUCUGCAGAUUGCUCGUGUCUACGGCAGAACAAUGUCAGGUGGCAGCUUUGGAGAGGCUUGAGGCUGAUGCUAAGCUGAAGAUACAGAACUUUGGCAGUCAGUCAUACAGCCCUCCAAAGAGCGCCGUGUCAUCAGCCUCAUCAGCUGCAGCAGCACCAGUGGCAGCAACUCACCCUCAGCCUCCAGAAACAUCAGACGCGACACUCAGAAAAGACAGCAGAUCGUCCUCUCGUCCUUCCUCUGCUCGCAGCAGACGGUCGUCUCUGGCGAACUCAAUCAAUAUGACAUCCAGCAGCACCAAGUCCAGCAAAGUACCAGAGCCUGCAGGCUUACAGGAGUGGCAUCACAGUCAUAUGAAAGGAUGUUUCUUCUUGGAGGAUGACGGGAGUAUCGGCUCUCUGCAGUACCAGCUCCACAUCCCGCAGACAACCAACGUCUACCUGACCAUCCAACCACAAAGCCUCGGCCACAGACCCGACAAGUCUCCUCCCUGGAUGACGGUGGAUACUGUUCUUUUUAUAAUGUCAGCUGGUGAAACCAAAGAAGACUCAACUGUAGUGCAUUUCACUGAGUCAAAAGACAAAGAGGUAUAUCAGAAGUACAUUUGGAAAGGAGAACUGAAUACUGGGACGUACUACCUGCUUCCCUUCACCAGCGGCUGCAGACUAAAGAAAAGGAUCAAAAAGAACCUUUCUGACAAACCUGUGGAGCUCGUCUCCAGGACCGACUCUGGAGAGCUAGACCUCACCCUGGAGCUCAGGGAGGCGCUGUCUGACAUCUUUGAGGUUAUAGACCUGGAUGGAAACGGUUUGCUCAGUCUGGAGGAGUACAAUUUCUUUGAGCUCAGGACCAGUGGAGAGAAAUGUGACAAGGAGGCCUGGGCUGUCUGCAAAGAAAACUUUGACAUGAGAAACAAUCAACUGACACGGCAGGGCUUCAUGGAGCUGAACCUGAUGGAGGCCACAGAGAAAGAUGGAGACCCCGCUGACUUGUGGGUCAUCCUGGAAGCCAUGGGCUACAACCGCACACUGGAGCUAGUAGAGGCUUGUCCUUUCCAGAUAGAUGUCCAUUGUGAAGACAUGCCGCUGUCUCUCCAGACAAUCAGUAUGGACACAGGGCCCAAGCUUCUGAACCAGGCCCUCCACAAGUCCAUCAUAGCCAGGACAGGGGCCAAAGCACUGAGGGGACAAGAUAAUGUUUUUAUCUACACCUACCGAGGAGAGCACAGGAUCUCCUCACUCAUAGUUAACAAGACCAACCAGAAAGUGACUGUGCACAUAAACAAUGAGCAGAGCAGGAACUGCAGCAGCAGCAGAGGCAUGAGUGUGUUUGCUGUGGAGGUGCCAGCCCGGACCAAGAUGGUUUGCCAACACAUUCUACCCAUCAGUGACAAACAGGACUGGACCUAUAAUUGUGUGGAGACUAUACUAACCUGCACAUGAAUAUCUACUGCUAUGAAAGAUUUAAAUCUCAACUGUGCCACUGCUACAGAAAAGUGAUCGACCAGAAAUGAUUAAUGGACCAGUGCUUUUAAAUAUGGUCAAUAGAUUCUUCUAUAUCCACUGGCAAUAUAAAAAACAUUGUUAAUGGUUGGACUAAAAGAUUGUUAUCCUUUCACUAAGAGCAGAGACGUUUGAUCAGACCCGCCAGCAGCUCAGUGGUGCUUUGCUUCAGUUGUUAAACACUGAUGGUCACAGUUCAAAUAAGACUGACAAUGGUUAAUGCUGCUUUUGUGCCUUUGUAUGUGUGACAUAUUGUGUUAAGGUAGAGGAUUUCAAAAUUCCCUUUAGAUUGAUUAACAUAAAGGCCAAAGGGUAACAUGUCCACAUGGCUCUUUUAUUCAUGAUUUAUCAUUUAAAAUAAAUAAUCUUGUCAUGACACACUCAAAUCAUAUAAGAUGAGAUCAGAUCAUAUAAGAUGCUGUGCUGUUACUUUAUUAUAUACUGUCCUGAGUAUACAAGCAGUUUUAAACAAGUUUUUCCAUCACAACUUUAUUAAAUCUAACAUUCAGA
This is a messenger RNA of Paralichthys olivaceus (Japanese flounder), 2670 nucleotides long. RefSeq names its product EF-hand calcium binding domain 7 (gene efcab7). Gene Ontology annotation, biological process: positive regulation of protein localization to ciliary membrane. Gene Ontology annotation, molecular function: calcium ion binding. Gene Ontology annotation, cellular component: plasma membrane protein complex; ciliary membrane. Lineage: Eukaryota; Metazoa; Chordata; Actinopteri; Pleuronectiformes; Paralichthyidae. The record is from RefSeq and is a predicted model, not a curated record.